AUGGAUGACGAUAAGGUUACAUGUUUGACAUUUAUUGACUUUAAAAAGGCUUUCGACCUUAUAAAUCACAAAACUCUGCUGAAAAAGCUUGCAAUUUAUGGGGUAGACGGAUCGUCAAUUGCCUGGUUUACAUCGUAUCUAUCCGACAGAAAACAGUUUGUUAAAUUAAAUGAAUGUGUAUCCACUUGUCAAGUGGUAUCACAAGGAGUACCGCAAGGAUCGAUCCUCGGACCGUCGUUGUUCAUUACAUUUAUAAACGAUAUGCCUCUUCAUAUGCCUGACCCAAAUGUAGAAAUUUAUGCCGAUGACACAACUUUAGCAAGAAGUGCAAGUAUCGACAAAUUGCCUGUUUUAACUCGAAUGAUAAACCAAGAUUUGAUCUGCUUAGAGAGAUGGUGCAAUGAAAAUGGCAUGGUUAUAAACACGUCAAAAACAAAGUCAAUGUUAAUCGCUAGUAAACGCAUUCGAAAUAACACCAGCACCUUUUCCAUCUCUAUAGAUGCUAAACUAAAUGACGCUGUAAUUGAACAAGUACUCAGUUACAAACUACUCGGUGUUAGCUUGGAUCAAGACCUGUCAUUUACCACCCAAAUCGAUGAGCUAUGCAAGAAGUUAUCGAAACGCGUUGGUCUUCUUCGCCAUAUAUGUCCAUAUUUGAAACAAAAACAACGUGAGAUAUAUUACUCUGCAAUAAUCAAACCUGUUUUACUCUAUGGUAGUACUGUAUGGUGCUCCUGCAAACAAGAUGAUCUACAAAGAGUGCUCAAAUUGCAAAAACGAGCUGCAAGAGUAAUAUUGGAUGCUGAUCGUAGAGCCUGCUCUGUGGAUCUGUUUAACACGCUCGGUUGGCUGCCAUUUUACAUCGAGGCCCACAUAAACCGCUGUACCUUAGUUUAUAAACGAAUAAACGGAUUAGCACCGACUUAUAUUAACGAUCUACUUAUAAGAAAUUGUGAUAUUCAUAAUAGGAACACUAGGUACUCGAAACUAAAUUUAAAUUGCCCAAGAUACAAAAGAGAGACUGAGGGGGGCGUACGUUUACUGUUAAAACUAUCAAGGCUUGGAACAGUAUUACCAGUGACUUAAAGAAAAGUCAUAGUCCAAGUAUUUUUAAAAGAAACUUUCUUAAAUACUUUUUAACAAAGCAGCGAGAGACGCUUACUUUUGAAUCUUUUCUAGCUCUUUGACUUAUUUUAUCUUAAAUAUUCGUAGUAUAAUGUAAAUAUAGCAUGAGUAUAAUUACCUACUAAAUGUAAAUAGAUUUAGCAUUGUCUAUUCAGUAUAGUUCAUUGGGUGUAUAUUUUUGUAAUUAGGAAUAUGGAGGGCCACAGGUUUAUCAUUUUUAUUAAUGUCAAGUGUUACCCUCUUGAAAUAAAGUCUCUAAUCUAAUCUUAUAAACGUUGUAGAAAUGAACUUAACAAAAGAAUCAAAGCAACUAAGGUUCAAUUUUACAACACUAAACUACAAAACAGUAAAAAUAGUAAAGAAGGUUGGAAUACAUUAAAUAAUCUGCUUAACAGGAAAUCCAAAACCACAAUUGUUAAUGAACUUAGCGUAGACCAUGGAAAAAAUGUAACACAAGAUAAAGAUAUAGUCGACGAGUUUAAUAAAUUCUUCACUUCUAUACGUCCCAAAUUAGCAAAUAACAUUGCUGACAAUGGCUGUAGUCCUGAUCCUUUGUCAUAUAUAGACCAAGUCACAAAUGUAUUUCACUUUCAUAGCAUAUCAAGCUAUGAGCUGAAAAGAGAAAUACAAAAUAUGCAAAUGGCAAAAUCUACAGGUCUAGAUAAGAUCUCAACUAAGCUAAUAAAACAGGCAGGCGAUACAAUAACUGAAUCACUCCUAGAAGUGUUUAACCUAUCUCUUAGGUCAGGAAUAUUUCCAGAUGAUUGGAAAUUUGCCAAAGUGACUCCAAUAUAUAAGUCAGAAAACAAAACCUUAUGUGAAAACUAUAGACCGAUAUCAGUCAUUUCAAAUAUCGCCAAAAUAUUUGAGAAAUUAGUCUGUAGACAACUAAAUACCUUCCUGGAUAACAACAACAUAAUUGUAAAAAAUCAAUCAGGUUUCCGUCGCAAUCACUCAACCGAAACCUCGUUACUACAAUCUACUGAAAUGUGGUUGAAAUCAAUGGACCAGGGUCAAAUAAAUGGGGUUAUUUUCUUAGACCUGAAAAAAGCAUUUGAUACGAUUGAUCACCAGAUUCUAUUGUCAAAACUACAAGUUUAUGGGAUACGCGACCACACGCUCAAAUGGUUCCAAUCGUAUUUAGAUCAAAGAAAGCAAAUUUGCAUGCUAAAUAACUGUAAAUCUGAUAUUGAAACAAUUCGUUGUGGAGUACCUCAAAUCUUGGACCUCUAUUAUUUCUCAUUUACAUAA
This is a messenger RNA of Paramuricea clavata, 2376 nucleotides long. The record is from the annotation of a GenBank genome assembly. NCBI's taxonomy places the organism in Eukaryota, Metazoa, Cnidaria, Anthozoa, Malacalcyonacea, Plexauridae.